Molecule: messenger RNA, 1885 nt
Organism: Scatophagus argus
Lineage: Eukaryota; Metazoa; Chordata; Actinopteri; Scatophagidae
Gene: dmc1
Product: DNA meiotic recombinase 1
Exons: 13
Coding region: 624-1652 (342 amino acids)
Biological process (GO): DNA repair; DNA recombinase assembly; DNA strand invasion
Cellular component (GO): condensed nuclear chromosome; nucleus
Molecular function (GO): ATP hydrolysis activity; single-stranded DNA binding; ATP-dependent DNA damage sensor activity
Source: RefSeq, a predicted model, not a curated record
CUGCCCUUUUCAACACCUGGUUCAGAGGUUUGUAGUGGGAACGUGUUCCCGUUGACUUAAACUAACAGUAAGUAGUGAGUAACUUUUAAAAGUCAGUCUUGUUCUAAAUCACUUUAUGGAGUUCGUCAUGUGAGUUAAGACAUCAAGUGCGACAUUAGCACUUCAAAAUAAUAGUUAUUAUCAAGUGUUGGGGGUCAGUCCUGAUUAUGCCAUAAUGCAUUAAUUGUUCACGUUUACUCAACCACUACAUUUAUGACUUCCGACUGCACUCGAAUGGGACAAAAUACACAAAUUCCCGCCAGUUGCCGAAGUGCUUCAAAAGCUAAAGAGCACUUAACCUUUUAAUGUACUGGUUAUCGUCUUUUUAUUUGUUUAGUCAGUAACUCGAUAUUCCUCUGUUUUCCAGUGUACAUGAUCGAACAAGCAAAUGCUCUUGGUUUAAUAGUUUGAUAGACAAUCUUUUUAUGCGUGUGUAGUUGAACCAUGAGCAUAGGGAGCUAAGCUCACGGUUUAGCACACUUAUCAGACAAGCUAACUCGUUGAGCUUGGCUACACAGCCUUGCUGAUUGACAGUAACUGCACCGGCAAGAUCCGUUUUAUCUUCAUCACACAAUCCAUUGAAAAUGAAAGCUGCAGAGGACCAGGUUGUUGAAGAUGACACUGGUUUCCAGGAUGAUGAGGAGUCCUUCUUCCAAGACAUUGACCUCCUGCAGAAACAUGGCAUUAAUAUGGCAGACAUCAAAAAGUUGAAGUCAGUGGGUAUCUGCACUGUGAAGGGCAUCCAGAUGACUACUCGCAAGGCUUUGUGCAACAUUAAGGGCCUGUCAGAGGCAAAAGUGGAAAAAAUCAAGGAGGCUGCAGGGAAAAUGCUGAAUGUUGGUUUCCAGACCGCCUUUGAGUACAGUGCAAAGAGGAGGCAGGUGUUCCACAUCACAACUGGGAGCCAGGAGUUCGAUAAACUUUUGGGUGGAGGAGUGGAGAGUAUGGCUAUCACAGAGGCCUUUGGAGAGUUCCGCACAGGGAAAACCCAGCUGUCUCACACGUUCUGUGUCACUGCUCAGCUGCCAGGGGAAGACGGCUACACAGGCGGGAAAGUCAUCUUCAUUGACACGGAGAACACCUUUCGUCCAGACAGACUGAGAGACAUAGCUGACCGGUUUAACCUGGACCACGAUGCUGUGCUGGACAACGUGCUGUACGCCCGGGCCUAUACCAGUGAACAUCAGAUGGAGCUGUUGGACUUUGUAGCAGCCAAAUUCCACGAGGAAGGAGGAGUGUUCAAACUAUUGAUCAUCGACUCCAUAAUGGCUCUGUUCAGAGUAGACUUUUCUGGUCGAGGUGAGCUGGCUGAACGGCAGCAGAAACUGGCCCAGAUGCUCUCCAGGUUGCAGAAGAUCUCUGAAGAGUACAACGUAGCCGUGUUUGUGACCAACCAAAUGACAGCUGAUCCCGGCGCAGGAAUGACGUUUCAAGCUGAUCCCAAGAAGCCAAUUGGUGGGCACAUCCUGGCCCACGCCUCCACCACAAGGAUCAGUUUGAGGAAAGGGCGUGGAGAGAUGAGAAUCGCCAAAAUAUUUGACAGUCCUGAUAUGCCAGAGAAUGAGGCCACUUUUGCCAUAUCUGCUGGAGGAGUUACUGAUGCCAAAGAGUGAAUAAUAAAAGGAAUACGCACAAGUUAGCACAAUUCCCAGAGCCUGACCAUUUAAAGUUAUGUAAAAUAUUUUAAAUGAAUUUAUUUAUUGACUUUUUUAACCUCAUAUAACCUCUUACAGGUGAACUGAGUAUCUUGUUCUGUGGUACUUCUCAUGUCUUUAUUCUAUUUAUAUAUUUAGUCGUAUCCUUCCUGUGUUUCAGAGAUGUUCAAAUAAAAAACAGCGAAAAAAGA